Arabidopsis lyrata subsp. lyrata is the source of this 1397-nucleotide messenger RNA. RefSeq names its product LAG1 longevity assurance homolog 2. Gene Ontology annotation, cellular component: membrane; endoplasmic reticulum. The record is from RefSeq and is a predicted model, not a curated record. Bases 197 to 1069 code for a protein of 290 amino acids. Lineage: Eukaryota; Viridiplantae; Streptophyta; Magnoliopsida; Brassicales; Brassicaceae. The transcript has 6 exons. Gene Ontology annotation, biological process: ceramide biosynthetic process. Gene Ontology annotation, molecular function: sphingosine N-acyltransferase activity.
AAAGGUAUUUUCCAACCGGAGGAUUUAAACGUGCUCCGAAUCUCUUGUCUUCCCUCAAAAGAUUCCAAUCAAUUUCUCCUCCAAUUCCGCGAUCAAAUUCUCGGCGCGGCGAAGGUGUUGCUUGUUCUACAGGAAGAUUUUGAUUCUUCUGUUGGAUGAUUUCUCAGUGAAAAGAGGUAUUUCUUCGGCGCCGGACAUGGAAUCAUCGGUAUCAUCACCGUCACCGUCGAUGGAGGUGUGGCAUUUCCAGAUUGCUGUCUAUUUCGCUUUCGGAUUCUUCUUCUUGAGGCUUUUCCUCGAUAGAUUCGUCUUUCAAAGGAUAGCUGUUUGGCUUUUGAGUACCGGUUCUUCUCCGAUGAAAUUGAAUGAUGCUACUACUCGGGCAAAAAUCGUCAAAUGCAAGGAGUCUUUGUGGAAAUUGUUGUAUUAUGCUGCUUGUGACUUUUGCGUUCUUCAAGUCGUUUAUCACGAGCCGUGGGCCAGAGAUAUCAAACUCUACUUCGACGGUUGGCCAAAUCAAGAGUUGAAGCUUUCAAUAAAGCUUUACUAUAUGUGCCAGUGCGGUUUUUAUAUGUAUGGUGUGGCUGCGUUGCUUGCAUGGGAGACAAGAAGAAAGGAUUUUGCUGUCAUGAUGUCUCACCAUGUAAUUACAAUCAUCCUGCUUAGCUACUCCUACUUAACCAGUUUUUUCCGGAUUGGAGCAAUCAUCCUAGCCCUUCAUGAUGCAAGUGACGUGUUUAUGGAAACGGCUAAAAUUUUCAAGUACUCUGAAAAAGAAUUUGGGGCAAGUGUGUGUUUUGCACUAUUUGCUCUCUCCUGGCUAUUGCUACGGUUGAUAUACUUCCCAUUUUGGAUCAUCUGGGCCACGAGCAUUGAACUCCUGGAUUAUUUGGAUAUGACAUCAGCUGAAGGCACGAUCAUGUACUAUUCUUUCAACACAAUGUUACUGAUGCUUCUCGUUUUCCACAUAUAUUGGUGGUAUCUCAUCUGUGCCAUGAUUGUAAGACUACUUAAAAACAGAGGAAAAGUUGGAGAAGACAUAAGAUCCGAUUCAGAGGAUGAUGAUUAGUCUUGCAAGCAUGACAGAUACGGAACAUGUUUCCACUUCUCCGACUCCAACCAAACUAUUUUAGCUGCUGAAGAAUUUGUUCACAGCUUCAUUACCUUACUGAUUAGAGUUGGAGGUAAACAAAAAAGAAGAAAGGUUAUAGUUUUCCUUUUUUCAGUUUUGUAAUUGUAGGCCCCAUUUCGUCAUUAGACUGCAUAUUAUUCGCUUUGACAUAUAAAGAAAAAAAAAAACAGAAACUCUGGUUCGGUACUGUAUAAAACAAUAUUGGAAGUCUCUCUGUAAAUGCAAUUCCCCAUUGUAUGGUUUUCAACACCAUAGCCUUUUGUUA